Branchiostoma belcheri (Belcher's lancelet) is the source of this 743-nucleotide messenger RNA. RefSeq names its product serine/arginine-rich splicing factor 6-like. The coding region runs from base 125 to 460 and encodes 111 amino acids. NCBI's taxonomy places the organism in Eukaryota, Metazoa, Chordata, Leptocardii, Amphioxiformes, Branchiostomatidae. The transcript has 4 exons. The record is from RefSeq and is a predicted model, not a curated record.
GAUUCCUUCAACCGUUUGUGUCACUUCAUCUCAGGUUCUCACCAGAAGCGGACGUGCAACCUCUUCUCUCCCGUCUUGAAGCAUCUUUGUCUACUUUUGAGACUUUCAUCGGUGAAGAAUCAACAUGCCGCGCUCACGUAGCCGCAGUGCCUCCAAGAAGCCACGCUCCAAGAGCCGUGGACGCAGCCGAAGCCGCGCAAAGAAGGCCGCAGCUGCCGCCCCUGCCGCCGCCGCCGCCGCUGCCGCCGCAUCACCGGCACCCAAGAAGCGCAAGAGGAGCCGCAAGGCGAGCCGCAAGGGGAAGAAGUCCCGCAGCCGCAGCCGUAGCCGCAAGGCCGCCAAGAAGGGAGGGAAGAGGAGGAAGUCCCGCUCCCGAUCCAAGUCCAAGAAACCUGCAAAGAAGGCCAAGAAGGGAGGGAAGAGGCGCAGGAGGAGCAGGAGCCAACGCCGCAAGAAGUGAAGUCCCGCAGCGUCAAUCUGAAGCCGCCAGGCGUAGUGCAGCGAUGACACCACCCUCGGCUACCAGUAUAUGACAAUGCGGCGUGAUCUGUAUAUAUAAAUGUCGUAGUGAAUGGGUAGACUACAUGACCACGUGGUGUGCUACGGGAUCUCUCAAAUGAACUGAAUUUUGAAAUGAAUUUUAAAAUGUAAAUCACUGAUUUGUCGAUGUGAUCUUUUUUUUUUUACAGCUGAUUGUGUAGUGAAGUAGCUUUCAUGAAUAAAACCCCUCGUGGAUCGUGUAA